This is a messenger RNA of Thunnus maccoyii (southern bluefin tuna), 4692 nucleotides long. It is a transcript of the gene ikzf1, whose product is annotated as IKAROS family zinc finger 1 (Ikaros). Bases 2166 to 4076 code for a protein of 636 amino acids. Gene Ontology annotation, molecular function: DNA-binding transcription factor activity; RNA polymerase II cis-regulatory region sequence-specific DNA binding. The record is from RefSeq and is a predicted model, not a curated record. Lineage: Eukaryota; Metazoa; Chordata; Actinopteri; Scombriformes; Scombridae. Gene Ontology annotation, biological process: regulation of transcription by RNA polymerase II. The transcript is spliced from 8 exons.
UUAAUGUGAUUAUCAGUCUUGAACGUCUUUGACUUAUUAAGGUGUUGAAACCAAUUAAGGGUUACAUGCUGCUCAUGCUUCCAAAUGUGAAAACAGUGAAUACUGCUUAAAGAUCCAUGAAAUAAGAACCAGCCUGCACCUAUUGUUCGGUAGUCGACCGGCUACAUUGCCUGAUGAUGUUUUGAGACUUGCCAGGUGAUGAUUUUAAUUACAGGAACUUGCUGCAUGUUGCAGAUUAACCUGAAGGAGCACAGGGUUAUUUAUGUUUAGUUUGAUGUGCAGCUGUGGAUUACAGUCCAUACAUGAAGUAUAAUCUUACAUUAUUCAGAAUUCAGUGAAAUGUGCUUUCAUAUGCAGGUAUUUCCACAUGACCAGAAACAAUUUCUACAUGUUUUAUAGAUGUCAGAGUUGGAAUGAUGAUCAGGAACUCAGCCGGCAGUGAGUAUUGAGCAGUAACUUCUUGAAAACAUAGACUGAAUCAUUGUUCUUAUUACACAGUAAAUGGACCUGCUGUGUCACUGAACGUGACAGUAUCUCUGGUUCAUGGAGGACCACAGUCAUGAUCCAACAGCUCUGCAUUCGCUGAUAGCGCCUAGUCACAUUUCAGUCCCAGCAUUCCCUCUGUCCUCAUACCGCAGCUUUUCAUACCUGCACAUGUCCAAAAAGUGCAGCCUCUGACCUAACAAAUGAGGCAGCGCCAGCCGUCAGGCUUUGAGGAAGUCAGCGAGCAUUGCAGCAAUCCAUAUAAUGGCCGUGAAGACACAGCAGGCCACAGUGCUCCUGCCCAAAGUUCCUCCUUUUGCAACCAACUGCCUGAAUGUCUUGCUUCUUAGGAGAUAAGGGCAGCCUCCCACGAAAGGUGACUCAGCAAUCCAGCAAACAUACAGCCUCUCCUGAGAUAAGAGUGCUGUGUGGGGCCUGGGGACUGUAGGAUACUGGGAAAAACAGUCAUAAGCAGAGAAAACACUGGAAGGCAAAUUAAAAGAAUUUAACAACCACUUCUGGGAAACUGAAAAACUCCAGUAACUUAAUCAGCAGUGAAAUUUACUGCAUAGAAAGGGGAAAAACCUCUUCCAGUGAUUAGAAAUACAGUCAUUACAGCAAAAAUCUUCCCUACAAGAGAUUCAUAUGAGAUAGUAAUGACAGGAGAAUGAGCGGUGAGUUAUUUUAGCCAAACUAGAGGUGUAACUCAUUAUUUAUUUAAAAUUUCUAUCAAUAUUAAUCCACAAUUUAUAUUUAUUUUACUAAUUUCAGACAUUAUAUGGGCACCCUUCACUCUAUUUAACUGCACAAUUGUGCAGGAGACUGACACUUCAAAUUGGCAUUGGCAGUAUAAUAAAAUUGGAAAGUAGUUAUUAAACAUCUGAAAGGGGUCCGUAUAGUAAUGGGUGGCUGCUGCUGUGCUGUAGCUGAGUGCACUGUCCUUACGUUAUGUUCAUACAAACAGCAUGAAUGAUGACAGAAGGGCAGUAGGUGAAUUAUUUCACCCCAUCUCCUUGUAUGUGCUGCAGACAAUUGUGGAAACGGUUUGCUAAUUUACAUUCAGUGUUGUGUAUUUCAGUUUCAAGUCACUUCCAAGUAGUUGUGAAUUUAGAUGAGUGACUCUGCCGCAAAGUGUCCAGUGUUAAAGUUAAAAAAGUGGCUUGCAGAGAUGAUACUAAUGACUGCAGCUGAAACUAAAAAAAAUAUGUAAUGGGUUUCCAGAGUCAGUGUUAUGCAUAGUGCUGGUUUGUACACUCCUGCGCAGUAAACCACAGGGAAAGCCACAUUUCAGUGAAUAUAAUGCGUAUCUGCAAAUGAUCUUCUGCAGGACUGUGAGAAUGCUCAAUAUACAUGCAUCUUAAAACAGAAAGUAAAAAACAUGUUGAAAAAAAAAAAAAUUAUAAUCCUGAUUCUGGACACCUGCUGAUGUGAUGAGGCAGGACCAGGAGACUUUAACACUGAGGGGGCAAACACAGAACAGAGAGAGCAGUCAAAUGGAUGAAACAUUAAAGAGAAAAUGAGAAAAAAAAAAACCUCAUUAAAUGAGAAAGAAAAGAGUUGUGUUAAUUUCAUGGACUGCUUCAGCGUGCCAGAACAGGUGACAGAAGGGGAGCUGUCCAAUAUGCAAGUGAGGAGUCCCCCCCAUCAGCUUCCUCGGUGAGAAUGAAAUAAAUAAACAAUGAAUGGUCCACUCUCCUCGCGCGCCUCAUCCCAUCUCAUGCAUGGCUGCCAGUAAUGGUCUACUGGGUGUCAGCUUUUAUUGGCACGGCACAAAGCAAGUGCCAAGGGCUCCGUGGCUCGACUCCCCGCUGCAGACUCGGCCUGUGGAUAAAAGCAAGCAAAAUGCUUCAGCCGAGCUCAGAGACAUAGUCAUGUUGGGCUGGAACGAGGAAGUGCAGUGGAGAGGGGAGGGACUCAGGGCGCAGCUCCAUGGGGCCGCCGCGGCGCUGCGACCUUCUGCACAUGGAGCCGGGGAGAGUUGGAAGAACUUCAUACUGCAAACUCAAGGAAUAGCAGAGUACUUGCACCGCAUGGAGACAGAGGAGGCCCAGGAAAUGGCCCAGAUGCCAGGCAGGGACAGCCCCCCUGCCAAUGAAGCAUCGGAAGAGGCAGAGGAGCCCAUGGCCGUCCCAGAGGACCUGUCAGCCAGCUCCACCCACCAGCAGAACAACAGAGGGGACAAAGCCUGUAACAUUAAAGUUGAGGCUCGCAGUGAUGAGGAGAAUGGGCUGGCCUGUGACAUGAAUGGUGUGGAGGAGGAGGAGUGCGCGGAAGACUUGCGCGUGAUCGAUUCCUCGGGCGCCAAGGUGAACGGCUCACAGCCGAGCCCCGAAGCCAAGGCCUUCUCCUCUGCCGGCGGUAUCCGGCUGCCCAACGGGAAGCUCAAGUGCGAUAUCUGUGGGAUAAUUUGCAUUGGCCCCAAUGUGUUGAUGGUGCACAAGCGAAGCCACACUGGAGAACGUCCUUUCCAGUGCAGCCAGUGCGGUGCUUCUUUCACCCAGAAGGGUAACCUGCUGCGUCACAUCAAGCUCCAUUCAGGGGAGAAACCCUUCAAGUGUCACCUGUGCAACUACGCCUGUCGCAGGAGGGAUGCCCUCACAGGCCACUUACGCACCCACUCGGUUGGAAAACCCCACAAGUGUGCUUACUGUGGGCGGAGUUACAAGCAGCGCAGCUCUCUCGAGGAGCACAAGGAGAGGUGUCACAACUAUCUCCAGUGCAUGGGGCUGCAGAACAGCAUCUACACAGUAGUAAAGGAAGAAAGCAACCAGAAUGAACAGAGGGAAGACUUAAGCCAGACGGGAUCUGACAGAGCCUUGGUGCUAGACAGACUAGCUAAUAAUGUAGCUAAACGUAAGAGCACUAUGCCACAGAAGUUUGUGGGUGACAAGCGUCUGUCGGAUCUCUCCUACGACGGAGGAGCAGGCGAGCUGAUUCAGCCCCAUGUCAUCGACCAGGCCAUCAACAGCGCUAUCAGCUACCUGGGUGCUGAGUCUCUCCGGCCACUGGUCCAGACCUCCCCAGCCUCCUCUUCUGAUGUGGGCCUCAGCUCGAUGUACCCGCUGCACAAGCCGGGGUCCGAGGGCCACACAGGGACGGGCCACAGUCUGUCGGCCAAAGACAGUGCAGCUGAGAACCUGCUGCUGCUCUCCAAGUCCAAGUCUGCCUCCAGCGAGAAGGACGGCUCGCCCAGCCACAGUGGCCAGGACUCCACAGACACCGAGAGCAACAACGAGGACCGGCCUGGCGGGGCGGCGACCAGCCUCAUCUACCUGACCAACCACAUCACUUCAGGGGUGAGGAACGGCGUGCUGCCCCUGGUGAAGGAGGAGCAGCAGAGGCAGUAUGAGGCCAUCCGGGCCAGCAUGGAGAUGGCCUCCGAGGGCUUCAAGGUGGUGACGGCAGACGGGGAGCAGGUGAGGGCGUACCGGUGUGAACACUGCCGCGUCCUCUUCCUGGACCACGUCAUGUACACCAUUCACAUGGGCUGCCACGGCUUCAGAGACCCCUUCGUGUGCAACAUCUGCGGUCACCGAGGUCAAGACCGAUACGAGUUCUCCUCUCACAUGACACGAGGGGAGCACCACUACUGAGCCCCGGCCACCAGAGAACACACACUUUCACACAGACAAACAGCACAUGGAACACACACACACACACACACACACACACACACACACACACACACACACACACACACACACAUUCAUUAAUAGACAUGCACAUGAAAUAAAUGCAUAGAAAAACAUGAUGUAAAAUACACUGUUGAUGUCUGAAAGUUGUGUUUUUUAUACAAAGUAUGCAUGUUUGUUGAAUACAGAUAAAUGUAUACAACUAUUAAAAUUAAAAUCCAUUCAUUACUUCAGUUUAUACCAAGAGGAAGAUUAACUCACAUGUCAUUUUUAAAGACAGAAGAUAAUGUUCAGUGCAGACAAGAUGUCAGAGUUACGGUGCCUCAGUACUGCCACAUCCUACAUAGCGUUCAUUAUUUGCAGUUGUUACUUGUAUAGAAUGUAUAAAGCUGUCUCCUUCUUCAUGGUAAACCAGGCUACAACUUUUUUUUUUUCUAAAAAAAAAAAUCCAUCUUUAGAUUUUCAAAUCUCUGUGCCAAAGUGUCUGAAAUGUCAAUAAAAUAUUAUUUUCAGCAGUUGUUCUCAGUGCAGGCAAACCCAUUUUAAUAUUAGUAUUAAAUACAAUAAAUAAAAAAAA